GGAGGAGGAGGAGGAGGAGAAGACAAAAGCCGAAGGCGCGGAGGGCUGGGCCACACUCUCUGGCAGCCGGCACCGGGCUGCUACUGUGCGCGGGGCAUUCCGAUCUGCAGGCACCAUGGGGAAGGGGGGGAACCAGGGCGAGGGGGCCCCCGAUCGCGAGGCGCCGAUGCCCACCUUCAGCUGGGAGGAGAUUCAGAAGCACAACCUGCGCACCGACAAGUGGCUCGUCAUCGACCGCAAGGUCUACAACAUCACCCAGUGGUCCAGCCGGCACCCGGGGGGCCACCGGGUGAUCGGGCACUACGCGGGGGAAGACGCCACGGAUGCCUUCCAAGCCUUCCACCGUGACCUUGGUUUUGUGCGCAAGUUCUUGAAGCCCCUGCUGAUUGGCGAGCUGGCGCCGGAGGAACCCAGCCAGGACCGCGGCAAGAACUCCCAGAUCACCGAGGACUUCCGCGCCCUGAGGAAGACGGCCGAGGACAUGAACCUGUUCAAGAGCAACCACCUGUUCUUCCUCCUCCUGCUGGCCCACAUCAUCGUCAUGGAGAGCCUCGCCUGGUUCACCGUCUUCUACUUCGGCAACGGCUGGAUCCCGACCAUCAUCACGGCCUUUGUCCUCGCUACCUCGCAGGCCCAGGCCGGCUGGCUGCAGCACGACUACGGCCACCUCUCUGUCUACAAGAAGUCCAUGUGGAACCACAUCGUCCACAAGUUUAUCAUCGGCCACUUGAAGGGUGCCUCCGCCAACUGGUGGAACCAUCGCCACUUCCAGCAUCACGCCAAGCCCAACAUCUUCAAUAAGGACCCGGACGUGAACAUGCUGCACGUGUUCGUGCUGGGCGAGUGGCAGCCCAUUGAGUACGGCAAGAAGAAGCUGAAAUACCUGCCCUACAACCACCAGCACGAGUACUUCUUCCUGAUUGGGCCGCCGCUGCUCAUCCCCAUGUACUUCCAGCACCAGAUCAUCAGGACCAUGAUCGUCCGCAAAGACUGGGUGGACUUGGCCUGGGCCGUCAGCUACUACGCCCGCUUCUUCGCCACCUACAUCCCUUUCUACGGCGUCCUGGGAGCCAUCCUCUUCCUCAACUUCAUCAGGUUCCUGGAGAGCCACUGGUUUGUGUGGGUCACGCAGAUGAAUCACAUCGUCAUGGAGAUUGACCGAGAGCCCUACCGGGACUGGUUCAGCAGCCAGCUGGCAGCCACCUGCAACGUGGAGCAGUCCUUCUUCAACGACUGGUUCAGUGGGCACCUCAACUUCCAGAUCGAGCACCACCUCUUCCCCACGAUGCCCCGGCACAACUUCCACAAGGUGGCCCCGCUGGUGAGGUCGCUGUGCGCCAAGCACGGCAUCGAGUACCAGGAGAAGCCGCUGCUGAGGGCCCUGCAGGACAUCGUCCGGUCCCUGAAGAAGUCCGGGGAGCUGUGGCUGGACGCCUACCUCCACAAAUGACACCACAGCCCGCGGGCGCUGUGGGAGGGGGAGCAGGUGGGGUGACGGCCGAAGGGCGGGUGGGGUUUUGUUCUGAGGGGUGUCCCUGAGGCCGGGGUACAUGCUGGUCACAGACCCCAUUUUUGGUCUUGCUCCUGGUUUCCUCUCCUCUUUCCCUCCACUGCGCCCUCAGCACCCUCCCUCGGGGCCCCUCAGUCAGUCCUGGGGAGCAGAGAGAGGUGGCCCCCCCACCUGUUCCCCCCCUGUCCCCCCCCGACACACACACACCUGCUGACCAGAGGCCCAGCUGCCCAGACCCUGCAGCCUGGCUCCCUGACCCUGCGGCUGGGCUCCUCCCUCUGGGGCCCACAGUCUGCCUUUUUUAGGGAGAGGCUGGCUCUGACCAGGCUGGGGCACUUCCAUCCGGUGUCUCCCCCCCCCCCCCCCCUUCCAUCCUCCUCCCUCCUCCAGAGCCUGUGAGCUGGGCCCAGGGGGCAGCCACGCAGAGUUCAGGGGCCUGUAGGCUCAGCCUCACCCCCACCCCGUCCGGAUGUUUGUCCUAGUUGGGCCGCCUUAGAUUCUGGAGCCUUCGAACCCUCUCCAAGGGCUCUGUCUUCCGCUGGCUCGCAUCUUCUGCUGCCUUAACCUUUGCUGCAGGAUGCAUUCUGACGGGGUGGCCCUGGGGCUGUUGUGGUGACAAUCUACCCCUGGCCACCUGCCCCUGGCCAGUGGGCUGAGCCAGGCUCACUCCCCGAGGCCACGGUGGCGGGACUGUCACUGUUGGGAGCCACCACUGGGGGUGGGGGCGGGCAGUGGGGCAGAGGAGGAGGGAACCCAGGAGGUGAUAGGAGGUGGCCAGAGGAGCUGGGAGGUUGGAGGCCUGAUGAGGGCCACGUGGACGUGCGAGUGGGAGGAGUUUGGGGCUGGAGGCCAGGAGCUGCCGAUGGAGAGGGAGGGGAGCCCGCCCCCUGGGGGACCCAGAGCCGCUGCCUUUGGAAACCUAACCCACUAACCAAUUUUUAGCUGUGGGGCCAUGGCCAGCUCCAGCCCGGAGGGACCAGUAUCCGGUGCGACAGGCCCCCCGGUUGCCGUGGCAAUGUGGCCGGAGGAGCUGCUGUCCCUCCCAGGCCGAUGGAUCCGUAGGGAACUGGUCUUAGUUUUUAUCCUGUUGCUCCCCCGCCCUACACUUUUUGGAAAUAAAGAGGUAAUUUUAUUCUCA
Molecule: messenger RNA, 2648 nt
Organism: Myotis daubentonii (Daubenton's bat)
Lineage: Eukaryota; Metazoa; Chordata; Mammalia; Chiroptera; Vespertilionidae
Gene: FADS2
Product: fatty acid desaturase 2
Biological process (GO): lipid metabolic process
Cellular component (GO): membrane
Molecular function (GO): oxidoreductase activity, acting on paired donors, with oxidation of a pair of donors resulting in the reduction of molecular oxygen to two molecules of water
Source: RefSeq, a predicted model, not a curated record